UCGCUAAACAAACAACUGACCCGGCGACCCGGGCCAGGCGCCUACCGCUACCGUGACGUGUUUCUGUGGGACUCGUACUUAACGAUGGAAACCAGACAACAAGAGUCUUGGGACUGGGGCAGCGUGGGCCCCGGAGAGGAAUGGGUUAACUCCGCCACGCACCGGGCACAGCAGGGGUUGACAAAGCGCAUGACUGCCCCCUCUGGCGAAGAGGUGACUAGCGGGUGCUCGGAUUACGAUCAGAUGUUUCCAAACGGAGAUAGCUACGGAGCGGAGCAUGGCGAAACAUCGCCACGUCACUGGGGCGGGGCGUCUGUGUGUCACUCGGAUGACUGGGUCUUAUGGACAGACAGAGGACGUCUCUCAGGUUUCCUCGACUCGGAUCCUCUCAGAGAAGCGGAUGAGCAUGCGGCGGAGUCAGACGUCAACCUGACAGAAGAAGAGAGAGAUGAGAUACAACGAGAGCUGGCCAAACUGGAGGACGAGAUCAGCACCCUGAGACAAGUGUUGGCGUCCAAGGAGAAGCAACACGCUGAACUCAAACACAAACUGGGCAUCACUCCUCUGAGCGAGAUACGCAACAACUUCACCAGAGGCUGGCAAGACGUGCAGAGCUCCACCGCCUACAAGAGGACGUCGGAGACGCUGAGCUCAGCGGGACAGAAGACCUCGGCGGCCUUCAGCACCCUGGGCAGCGCCAUCAACAGAAAGAUUGGAGACAUGAGGUCUGGCUCCAUCGGCUACUCAAUCUCACACUCUGUCAGCAUGCCCGCCAUGAGAAACUCGCCCAGCUUCAAGUCUUUUGAGGAGAAAGUUGAGAGUACAGUGAGCACUAUCAAGACCAAAGUUGGAGGAUCCGGGACAGGGGGGAGCUUUGAGGACGUCCUCUCCUCAGCAGCCAAGGCCAGCUCCGGGGACACGCCCACUAGCACCUUGAUGGACACGCCCACUAGCAACUUGAUGGACACGCCCGAGAGGCCGCAGUAGACUAAACCAACUCCAAACAAUAUUCAUUCACCAUUCCAUAUACACUUGUCCCUCACUUGAACGUGGUUUUUUAAAUGAUGGCUGUCUCGUGGUUGACUCUGGCCUAUUAUUAGUCAAAUAUACAUAUACUGUACAUUGAAAGAUAAUUCAUGUGUAAUAUUCCGGUCUGUAGGAGUCAUUAAUCAAGGUUGAAGGAUAACUAAUUAUCUCGUUAGCAUGCAACUUCUUAAAGCCGCGGCAAUCUGUUGUGUCCCUGCAGGGAUUCCGUAGCCGGCGCAUUAGCAAUGUUUUGUAAACAAAGACUAACAGAGGAGUUUAAAGGUCACUGUACGCGUGUUAUUUGCUGUAUGAAGGAUAAUAAUGGAUAAUGACGGUAAAAAGUAUCACAAACAGAUUUUAUAUGCUCUAUUUACGAAUAUAUUCAAUUAGUAUUGAAUCGCGGUUGGGUUUGGCGUUAGUCUGAACCAAGUGAAUUCUCUCCUGACACCUAGUGGCCACUAAGCCAUAUUACAUUGAAUUCCGACUUUUCAGUAACAAUACAAACUAUGUAUGCAACGCGGGAUUUACAGAUAUAUUGUGUGUUUUUUGAAUAUAUACAGCUUUAUUUGAAGUAGUACUUAAAGCAAUGUAAACUAUAACAUGUGUAAAUAACCCAAUAUGUCAUAUGAAACAUAUUCUAAUAUGUAACCUAUAAUGUGUAAAUAACCCAAUAUGAUGUUAUAUGAAAAUACUCCAAUACUAACACAUUGCUGCUGCUGUAUGACAUUUGAAUGCUGGAUCGUGUUUUCAAGCCAAGCGGACAAGCUGUACCUGCACAAUGAAUUUAGAGAAAUCCAAAUAAGCACUCUGAAUAAUUCAAUGGUGCUAAAGAGGGGGGAAAAAGCUCCCUGGUUUUAUUUAUUUCUAAGAAUCCAAGCUCUUUUAAGGUAACAAAAAACCCAACAUGUGCUAUUAGAAGCAACUUUUUAAAGUUUGUCACACCUUUCAUAUUGUUUGUUGUGGUUUGAGAUUUAUUGACAUGUCAACAUUUGAAGGCCUCUCACAUGUUGAGCUGAAAUAAAAAUGAAACUCA
Messenger RNA from Doryrhamphus excisus (bluestripe pipefish), 2059 nucleotides. It is a transcript of the gene tpd52l1, whose product is annotated as tpd52 like 1. NCBI's taxonomy places the organism in Eukaryota, Metazoa, Chordata, Actinopteri, Syngnathiformes, Syngnathidae. Gene Ontology annotation, cellular component: cytoplasm. The record is from RefSeq and is a predicted model, not a curated record. Gene Ontology annotation, biological process: positive regulation of MAP kinase activity; positive regulation of apoptotic signaling pathway.